UGAUAAUUCAGGUACUAAUGAAAAGUUACCUAAGUUUUCUUACUUUGCUUCCUUGAAACCAAUCGAAAUUAUUCAUGCGGGAGAUCCUGGAAGCCACAACAUCUGUGUCUGUGCGCAACAUGAAAAUGUAAAACUUAAAAUUUAUGCUGUAACUAGAAAAAUUAAGUACCGUGAUUUAUUACACAGUACUGUUUGUAACAUCGAUAAUAGAAAUUGUAUGCUUCAUGAAUGUGAUGAUUGUCCGAAAAUAUUGGGAAUAAAAAAAGUCUUUGCAGAAAAUGAUAUAGAAUUUGAGAAAGAAAAUAUCAGUUACAAGAGUUGGAUAGAUGAAGGAACUCGAGCAUCAUUAAAAACUGUCACAGAAAAGACUGAUGAUUUUAAAUCAGGAUUGUAUAGUGAUAUUUGGAAUUUGACUCAGCAUCAUUAUGUAGCAGAUGCUCAAAAACGAUAUUUGAGUUACUGCAAAACUAAUUUAGAAGCAGAUACAUGCAUUAUUAUGAUGGAUUUUUCCGAAAAUUACUCCUUCGUCAUUCAGAAUUCUGUUCAAGCUUUUUAUUACAAUAACUCUCAAGCAACUAUUCAUCCUUUUGCUAUAUAUUAUAAAAAUGACAAAAAUAUAGUAUCGAACAUUAAUUUUUGCAUAAUAAGUGAUACUACGGAUCAUUAUGCAUAAACAAUACACGCGUUCAUAGACAAAUUGAUGUCAACGAUAAAAGAAAAAUUAGGCUCGAUUAAAAAAGUCAUAUACUUUUCAGAUGGAGCACCAAGUCAAUACAAAAACAAGAACCAUCUAGCAAAUAUAUACUGCCAUGAUGAAGACUUUAACAUUAAAGUGACAUCAUACAAUUUUUUUGCGACAAGUCAUGGUAAAUCUCUUUGUGAUGCAAUUGGUGGGAUCAUUAAAAGAUCCGUUAUGCGAUAUUGUCUACGAGCUUCACCAGAAGAGCAAAUUACAAAUGCCUUACAAAUGUAUGAAUAUGCAGUUCAAAACUGCAAGAAUAUCGGAGUUUUGUGGGUGCCACAUAGCGAAGUAAACAAGCAUGAAAGAAAAUUAAAACGUCGAUUCUCAACGGUAAAAACUUUAACAAAUACAAGAAAAUAUCAUUGUUUUAUACCAGUUGAAGACAAUUUUUUCCAGGCAAAAAUUACUUCGUUUGACGAUUGUUCAAAAAAAAUAAAAUGUGAAAAAAGCAGUGUAUUUUUUAGAUCUCCAAAUACUUUCUCAGUAAUUUCAUCGCUGUUUGAAGUUACAUGA
This is a messenger RNA of Cotesia glomerata, 1255 nucleotides long. RefSeq lists its product as uncharacterized. NCBI's taxonomy places the organism in Eukaryota, Metazoa, Arthropoda, Insecta, Hymenoptera, Braconidae. The coding region runs from base 701 to 1255 and encodes 184 amino acids. The record is from RefSeq and is a predicted model, not a curated record. The transcript is spliced from 4 exons.